GUGUAACAGUCCUAGCUCCUAGCUGUCCUGGAACUUGUUCUGUAGACCAGGCUGGCCUCGAAUUCACAGAGAUCCACCUGCCUCUGCCUCCCAAGUGCUAGGAUUAAAGGUGUGUGGUACCACCACCUGGACUCUCCUUCUAUUUUUAAUCUUUAUUUAUUAAUAAUUUUAUUUUUGUUUUUUUGAGACAGACUCUCACUUUGUAGCCCCUCUGGCCUGGAACUCACUAUAUAGACCAGGUCAGUACCAUCACACCCAGUCCUGCUAUUUUUAAUAAGUAAGUUUUUACCUUUUCCAUUUAAAACUCUAUAUGACAAAUUUUAAACUCAUAUAACCAGAAUCUCUUUGAGUUUCUCAAUAAUUAAGAGUUUGUCAAAAAAAAAAAAAAGAGCUUGUCAGGAGUGGUGGCAUAAGCCUUUAAUCCCAGUGCUUGGGAGGCAGAAACAGGCAGAACUCUGUGAGUUCGAGGCCUGAUCUACAUAUCAAGUUCUAGGACAGCAAGAGCUACAUAAUGGAGAGACUCUGUAACAAAAUAAUAAUAAUAAUAAUAAUAAUAAUAAUAAUAAUUCAUAGUAUAAAAGGGCCGAGGGAGAUGGAUUCUAAUUUGGCUAUGUGGUGCAUGCCUGAAAUCUCACAGUUGUGAAGUAUGCAGGGAUGAUGAAUAUUAGCUUAGCAAUCUGGGAUUCCACUUGGUUUGGGUUAUAUACCUGCUUCUAAUAAUGCACAUGGCAGCCUGAGACCUUUACCCACCUGUACUAUGAGUGUACAGCCCUCUCUAAACAAUAAAAUGUUUCUCCUUAUUUAAUAACUAUCAAAUUGUACAAUGUUUUGUUUGUUUUUUAUUUUUAAAGAUUUAUUUAUUUGUUAUGUAUACAGUGUUCUGUGUGCAUUUUUGCCUGCAUGCCAGAAGAGGGCAUCAGAUCCAAUUAUAGAUGGCUGUGAGCCACCAUGUGGUUGUUGGGAAUUGAACUCAGGACCUCUGGAAGAGCAGUCAAUGUUCUUAGCCUCUGAGCCAUCUCUCCAGCCCUGCCUUAUUUGUUUUUGUUUUGUUUUGUUUUUAAGACAAGGCCUCUCUGGGUAGUUCAGGCUGUCCUGGAACUCUCUCACAGUGGUCCAUCUGCCUCUGCUUCCCAAGUGCUGGGUUUUUCUGUAUAACAGCCCUGGCUGUCCUGGAACUAUGUAGACCAGGCUCACCUCAAAAUCACAAAGAUCUGCCUGUCUCUUCCUCACAAGGGCUGGGAUUAAAGGUGUGUGGUACCACUGCCUGGCGCUUGUACAGUUUCUACUCAAUCAGCAUCAGGAGCGCUGAUCCAGCCUGAUCUAAAUUUAGGUGCAUGUUUGUAUUGGUUACUUUUCUAUUGCUGUGAUAAAACACCAUGAUCAACACAACUUGUAGAAGAAAGUUUGUUUGGGUUUAAGUUUCCAGAAGAAUGAGAGUUCACCACAGCAGGGAUUCAAGGCAGCAGGCACAGCAGCAGGAACAGAAAUCGGAGAGCUCACAUCUCAACCAUCAACACUGAGUAGGGACAGCAACUGCACAUGUGGGACGUCUUUAAACUCUCAAAGCUUGCCUCAUGUGACAUGCUUUCUCCAAAAUGGCCAUUCUUCCUAACUCUCCCCAAACAGUGCCAGCAACUGGGGACCAAGUUGAGCCUAUGGAGGAUACUCUCAUUCAAAUCACUACAAUAUACAACAAGGCAAACUCUACCUUCUAAGUGAACUUUUGGGAAAAUCCUCUGUUUACUAUCUUAUGCCUAUACAUAAAUGGGCAUGCAUAAGAUUAAAACCAGUUGCAUUAUGGGAAAGGACAUGCACAGUGAGCAAAGGCUGCCAGUCAAACUCCAAGCCCUGGUAACUGCUGAACCCCUGGAAGAGUGCUCCACGCACGGCCUGCGGUCACACUCCACACGUAUCUAGCCUGUUCUUUGCUGGAGCCAGAUCAAAUACUGCGUGAAGCGAGUGGAAAGACGUCAGUAAACCAUGCCCGGGAUCCCAAACCCAGGCUGCUCCAUCCCUUCUGGCUCCGCCCUCUUCUGGGUAAUGAGCCCGCCUCUCACGCCGAUUGAUCGAGCGGUCCCCUCGCCGUUGCGAAGGACAGAGCCCCUGGACUCCCAGGUUCCUGGCCAGGGAGGUGGAGGAAAAGGAGAGACCUAUCUGCCAGGGCGAGUGUGGCCUGAAGGCCAGGCUGCUGGUUCUAGGAUGCCCCAGCCCAAGCCCAGUGAGCAAGAGGGUGAGAGCGUGAAGGGCGGCCAGGAGCCAACUCCCCAGCCUGGCAUGGAUGUGGUCCCAGCAGCCCCCAGGAAGCCCAGAAAAUGCUCCAAACUGGUCCUGCUGACAGCGUCCAAAGACAGCGCCAAAGUGGCUGGGGCCAAGCGCAAAGGAGUACACUGCAUCAUGUCCCUGGGGGCACCAGGCCCUGCCACCCUGGCCAAGGCUCUCCUCAAGACUCAUCCCGAGGCUCAACGGGCCAUUGAAGCAGCCCCCCAGGAGCCUGAGCAGAAGCGUAGCAAGCUGGACCCGGAUGGCCCAGAAGACAGCGGAUGGUCUGGGGUGUCUUCUUCAAGUCCCAAGGAGACCACUGUGCUCCCCAAGGCACCCAGCACUUCCCCAUAACCUUGGCAACUGCUGCGGCAUGUGUUGCUCACUGCAUCAGUUACUUUUAUAAGCAAGAGGGAAAAAGAGAGAAAAUAAAAGAAGCUGUAUGCUAUUUCCCACCAUG
Molecule: messenger RNA, 2719 nt
Organism: Peromyscus californicus insignis
Lineage: Eukaryota; Metazoa; Chordata; Mammalia; Rodentia; Cricetidae
Gene: Flywch2
Product: FLYWCH family member 2
Exons: 4
Coding region: 1981-2613 (210 amino acids)
Source: RefSeq, a predicted model, not a curated record